AUUCUGUGUACUUCCGGUUCCCUACUGCGCCAUUUUGAUGAAACAGCGAGGAGUGGAGUGGUUUGGACUACAGUACUGGAUUUUAUGUUUAAAUUGAAGAAUCGUCUAUAUACAGACUUUUCAGCUUGUCGUGGUUGGAAAUAGCCGUGGACCGAAGAGGAACUUUUGCGCCCUGAUUGCGUAGCUGGUGGAUUUUGUUAGAAUAUCCGAUAGCCACCUUGGCCAACAUUGUUAGCAUAGCACCGUUAAGUAUUAUGCGUUAGCUUUUGUUAGGUCAGUGUUGUUUUCAUAUUGUGUUGAGUAGCGAGGUGACAUUAGCUAAUCUCGAGGUGUAGCAUGCGAGCCUUGGCAUUAGCUAAGAUAACAGUUACACGGUAGAUACGGGAGAUUACGAAUAAAGGGAAUAUUAUAUUUGAGGACCAACGGCGAUUCAACCUGUGGACUCAUUGCGGAAGCUUUCGCGCAGUUCUGUGGACUUUUUGUUGGGCUCGUUCGUGUUUGUUUUACUUGAGAAAUAAGAACUGAACCAUAAAAGCAAGGACUGAUAUUCAGGAUCCCCCAGGCCUGCUGCUAGCUACGCUAGUGGCCUGCAGCGCGGCGGCCCGGCCUUUACAUCAAGGACAAAUCACGACGGACAUGGGCUCAUAACGUUAUACAUCAAUGUGAAAGAUUUACACUGUACUAUAUGGACUGCCUUUGAGUUGGUGGUACCCUGUUCUGUUUUAUCGGACUAUAAAGGACUGAGGAGGCCCACGGCGCCUGCUCGAUGGCGCUUUGGCCUCACACCUCGAUUAUUUUUCUUUGGCAAUAACAAGGACUCUGUCGUCUUCUGCGAGCUGAACCUUUCCCUAUUUUAGUAUUUUUCUUUAUCCAGUGUUUCAGCGAAUAUAAAGAAGGUUUGCCUAUUAAAAGUCACUAGAUUUAGCCUCCUGUAUUCAGUGUUGACCCUGUUUCAUUUUAUUAUCAUACCAGGCCUGUGUUUUUCCCCUUGUACUUGAUUGACUUAAGUGGUCAGACCUGUAAAAAAAAAAUGUCGUGUGUUCACUAUAAGUUUUCUUCCAAACUGGAAUACAAUACAGUAACUUUCGAUGGGCUACAUAUCACGCUCAGCGAGCUUAAAAGGCAGAUUAUGGCCCGGGAGCGGCUCAAGGCCACAGACUGCGACCUGCAGAUCACUAAUGCGCAGACUCGAGAAGAAUAUACAGAUGAUGAAGCCCACAUCCCGAAACACUCAUCCGUGAUCGUUCGCCGCACUCCAAUUGGUGGAGUAAAACCUGCUGGCAGGACGUUCAUUGUAGAUCGUUCUGACACAGCUGUGGUGGGAUCUUCUAGACCCACUGAUUCUUCUCCUUCUUUGUCACUCGCCCAACUUGCCAAGACUGCUAACCUGGUUGAUGCAAAUGCAUCAGAGGAGGACAAGAUUAAAGCCAUGAUGUCUCAGUCCAACCACGAAUAUGACCCAAUACAUUACUCCAAGAAGGCUGUCGGACCUCCACCUGCUCACUAUACCUGCUUUCGUUGUGGAAAGGCUGGUCACUACAUUCGUCAGUGCCCCUUGCUGAUGGUCCAGGAUAAGAGUGUGGAGGGUCCCAAGCCAGUUCGGAUUAGUAAGGGCAUACCUCAGAGCUUCAUGGUGAAAGCAGAGCCAGGCACCAAGGGAGCCAUGUUGACCAGCACUGGAGAAUACGCUAUACCUGCUAUAGAUGCGGAAGCAUAUGCACAAGGAAAGAAGGAGCGCCCUCCAUUUGUUCCACAUGAACAGUCAUCCUCUGAGGAUGAUUCAGACCCAAUCCCCGAUGAACUCUUGUGUCCAAUCUGCAAUGACCUGAUGACUGAUGCUGUAGUUAUACCCUGCUGUGGAAACAGUUACUGUGAUGAGUGUAUCCGGACUGCCUUGUUGGACUCGGAGGAGCACGUCUGCUUUACAUGCAAACAGUUGGAUGUUUCACCUGAUAAUCUCAUCGCCAACAAGUUUCUGCGACAGGCUGUGAACAACUUUAAGAAUGAAACGGGGUACACCAAACGUGCACGCAAGCAGGUCCAACAUGCAGCCCCGCCUCCACCGCGCCCUCAGAUGGUCAGGACUCUGCACUCGAGACAGCAGGACCCACUGCUGGUCAAUGUCACUCCACCUCCUAUAAGUGUACCCACCACCGCCCCUCAAACACAGGUAUCGCCCCCUGCACCUGCUGCUCCUGCUUCUGCUGUUUCUGCUGCUCCUGCUGCUCCUGGGGUUCCUACCCCUCCUCCUGCUGCAGCUGUCGAAGAUGAAGGUGCUUCACCAGUUCCUGCACCUGUGGUUGCCAACCAUUCUCCUAUGCACUCUACUAGCCACGGUGAACCACCCCCACCGGGGGAGACAGAUCCAGAACCUGUUGUGACAGCAGGCUCAUCACUUACCUCAGAAAGGGACUCUCAGAACUACCAUUUAACCGUUAUUGGCCACCCGCAACCUACAAGGCUGCCUCAUCCAUCAGGUCACCAGCCACGGCCCCACCACUCUCACAGAGGAGGAAACAGACAAUGGGAGAGGUCUUACACGGGUAGAGGAGAGCACCACUCUACUCACCUCCCGACACCUCAACCUCCUGCACCUGCUCCACCAGUAUACCCAUCCCCGUCCCUGUACCAGCCCCCACCGCAGCCCUACCCCCCUCCGUACACCUCUGGCCCUGGCCUUAUCGCUCCUCCUGUCAUCAGUUACCAGCCCCAACCUAUUUUUGCCCCUGGACCACCAGGGCUCAACCCUCCCUGGGUUGCCCCUGUUCCCCAACCCCCUCUCGCCCCUCUUCCACCCUCCCUCUCUCAACCGCCUUUCUCAAAGGAAGAUUUCUACAGACAGCGGCACCGACAGGACAAAGUUGCAUCUAAACUGGAUGAAUUUACUAAAGACUUCCACAAAGAGCUUAUGAAAUACAGAAGUCUACCAAAGAGAAGAAGACCAUCUUAUUCCAGGUCUCGGUCAUACAGUCGCUCUCCAUUCAGCCGUUCUCCAUACUCUCGCUCUAGGUCAAGAUCGCGAUCGAGAUCAAGAUCCAGGUCUUACUCUUUCACUCCCAGCAGAUCCCGCUCCCGUUCACGCUCUCACGGUCGGUCUUAUCCCCGCUCCCCUUAUUCUAGACGCAAUGGACGUAGUUAUGGGCGUUCACGGACUCGCUCCCGCUCCCGCUCAAGGUCUUAUGGGUAUCGGCGCUCUGGCUCACCACGGUCUCUUCCCUCCUACCGGGGUGGAAGCUGGGAGGGAGCAGAAGGAAUGGGACCAUACAGGUCUAGGUCACGGUCUCGUUCGCCUGGUGGCUACCGGAGCCGUAGCCCUGGUGGACGAAAGCCACCUCUUCGGGAGCACCUACCAUAUGAACUGAAGGGUCAAAGUCCUGGUGGCCCUGAGCGCUGGGAAAGAGAACGGUAUCGACAGCAGUGGGAUAAGGACUACCCAGACAUGUACACCAAGUUCUAUGACAACCAACAUCCCUCAGUGCAUCACAGAAGUCAUGGUGGCAGAGACAGAGAGAGGGACAGAUUGUCCUCAUUGUCCAGAGAUUACUCGCCCCAGGGUAGAGGAAGAAGAGGGAGAGAAGAGAGAGAUGGUGUCCCCCCUCACCAUCCUCCAUCCUCUUCCUCAUCAGGAGCCAAGUCCAGCACUAAAGUUGUGAAAGCAAAGAAAGUAAAAAAGAGGAAGCCUGGGGAAGAUCCAGAGCCAUCACAUCAGUCAGUGGACAGAGGUGAUGCUACUCCUGUCAGAGACGAACCAAUGGAUGAUGUCCCCUCACUCACUAAAACGCCUCCCACCUCCUCAAAGCCUUCAGUUGGCGCUGCUAGCACUAAAGCUCCAGUUUCUAAAAGUGCUGCUGCACCUGCUAAACCCUCAAGCAAGUCGACAUCAAAGACUCAGUCUGAUAAGGCUAAGAAAGAAAAGAGUCAGAAGGUAAAAGCAAAAGUAAAUACAGAGGGUGCGAAGGUAAAGAGUGACAAGGUAAAGAAAAAGACUGGAGAAGGAGUGGUGACCAAAAAGAGAGAGUCCUCAUCCUCUCUUGCUAAACCAUUAAAAACCAUUAAAGCUAAACCAGAGGAUGCUUCCAACUCAAAUGUCCCUAAAAAGGACAAGAGUAAAAGCUCUGCAGGAAAACCUGCCCCGCUGAAGACUUCUCCACUAUCCUCCCAGAACCUGCCUCCACCUCUUCCUUCUCUUCAUGAUGGCCUUCGACCUGGACAUGACAUUAGGGGGAGAAGAGAUCUUCCACAGGGCAGAGGUUUCCUACCCAUUCCCCAACAACACGGAUUCCAAGUCCUCCACCGAGCUCUCUCCCCAGUUGGCAGUCGGAGGAGGAUGGGAGAGGAGAGCCACUAUUUAUUUGGACCUCCUCCUGGAAAGCUGCUGAGAAUAGAUGAUAAUCUUCCUCAGUCACACAUGUCUCACCAGUCCAUGCUCCAGAGAUCCCCACUUCCCUUAGACAGGCCUGGUAUUCUUCCCCCAUCAGGGAGCCGUGAGAUGGCCCGGGGAGACGCAGAGAGAGGCGCUAUCAGACCUCUAAUGGACAUUCAGUUUAAGACACAGACCCAGAGGAAGAUUAAGUUGAAUAGAGAUCUGGGAAGAAAAGGCAGCACGGAGGCAGCAGCUUCAGACAGAGAACCAUCAGCUCCUGAGAAGACAAAGUCUACCUCAGACCGAUCAGCUGUUGCUGACAUCUCUGAAGGAGAACGACCCAGCAGUACUACAGAAGGAGUUGGAAGAAAGGAGCGCUCGUCAUCUGCAGAGAAGGGAGUUUCUAGAGAGAGACCCAGAAGUGCUGGAGAGAGACUGCAGGCCUCAGACAGAGACCAGGACAGAAACUCGGGACUAGAGAGAGAGCGAGAUAGAUCUGGAUCAGACAGAGAAAGAGACAGAGGUCAGGGGUCUGACAGGGAGAAGGACAGGGUCUCGGUGUCAGGCUCACAGAAGGUGGCAAAUACAGUGGAGAGAGAUGCCGAAGAAGAGAGGUCAGUAAGGACAGACCGAAAGAACACCAGCGGAGCAAGUGGAAGAGGAAGGUCUGUCUCCCUGGACAAAAUGACCAUUGGAGAGAAAUCAGCCAUCACCAGGAGACAGGCAGACCAUCAGGAGAAACCAAGCAUAUCCUCAAAGGAGAGAGGGGAGGGGUCAGAAAGAGCUGCUAAAUCUGACAGGAGUGUGUCCAAGGACAGAGCAGAGCGGAGUGUGCCCUCAGGAGAGAAGCCAGUUUCUGCUCACAGAGAAGCAGUGAAAGGUGGUGAACAGCCUGUUGUGAAGAACAAGCCCAGGAUCAGCCGAAAGAUUCUGACAAGUCACACUGUGGGCUCCUCCAGCAGGUCGACUCAAGAGACAAAGCGGAACUCAGAAAAAGACCAGAACAGUGUAUCCUCUAAACCUGCAGAGCAGCCUCCACCUAUCCCUGUAAACAGUCGUGGCCGGAGUCCGAGUGUCAGUCCAACUCCCAGCCUGGCCAGGGAGGAGCCGGUCAUUCGGGCCCCCCCUCGCUCUAAGUGGGAAAGAGAAGAUGAUGAAGAGGGGCAGGAAAACGAAGUCAGUGUACCCAAGGAGCCCUCACCAGUUCCUCAGAAGAGCCGAGGCAGGGAAGGGCAGACUGAACCACCUAAACCUGUCAGGAGCGGAGGCCGGGAUGCCACAAGAGAGGAGGGGAGAGAGGGGAGAGGCGUGGUGAGGGAGGAGAAGAAAGGGAGAACACAGAGGGAAGAGGGGAAGGGUGGCAGGGCAGCACAUGCAAAUUCUGAGAAACCAUCCAAAGCAAAAAAUGUCAGGGAGGAGGGGAGAGUGGGGCGAGAAGAAGGGAGAGCUGCAGCUAGAGAGGAGGGACGAGGGGUGACAGGGAAGGAGGAGAGAGCCACAGAAAGCAGAGGUGGAGGAGGCCCAGAGCCCAGGAGACAGCGUCUGAGUUCUGACCUGGGUCGUGAGACAGAUGAGGCUGCUUUCAUCCCCGAUUACAGCGAAGGUGAAGGCUCCGAGCCAGAGAGAGGAAGGAGUGGCACCGCCACUCCAUCCCUCAGCCGACCCUCCUGCAGCCCCACCCAGAGCAACCACAGCACGUCAGCAACCACAGCGGACAAGAAGAAGAAGAAACACAAGAAGCACAAAAAACACAAGAAGCACAAGAAGCACAGCAGUCAGGACAAAAACGGAGAGCAGAAGGAGCACAAGCACAAACACAAGAAAAAGAAACACAAAAAGAACAAAAGCAAAGAUAAAGAUGUGGAGCAAGAGGAGAAAACAGAAAAAGCAGAAGAGACUCUAUGCUAGCAGUGUCCGAGCCUGCUGGCCAAAAUCUGUAACCUUUGUUGAAGAGACAAUGAUGCAUCACUGGCAUGCUGCUUAAUGUGCGACUCGCCUGUUUUUGACUGUCCCUGACACCGUUGGAGGGCUGUUACUUUGACACAUAAUAUCACAGCUCCUUAAACCAUGUUGUCUGGAUUGCAGCACUAUGAGCUUCGCUGAAAUUUCUUUAAUGUUUAAUGUGGACCUCUGCGGUGCUGCGCUGUGAUCGAUGUUGAGCCGGCCAGAAAGGACUUGAUGAUAAUAACUGAUCACACAGCAGUGAAUCUAAAUGGUAGGAAUAGCAAACUGUACUCAGGGAUGUGAUUGCUUCUUUGUAGAGGAGGAAUUUCUGUUUCUUUGCCUCUGAUUAAUGUGUAAAUAGAGUUGAAGUGUUGCUUCAUGUAAUAAUUUUCCUUCAGUUUGUUUUGCUCACAUCCCUGAGUGCUGUUCAGGGUUUAAAUACCGGAUAACUAUCAGUGCUAUGAGGGCCGUUGUAAGCUCUUUCUGAAGGACUACACUAGCAGCUCUGCAUGUUUAAGAACAUUAACUACAAAUCUGCUUUUUUGCCUUUUCCCAACCAUUUUCACUGUGAUAAGCUCAUUUUUAGGCUUUUUUUUUUUUUUUGGUCCUAAGUUAAUGUAAAUACAAAAUUGAGACAAAAUGUUCUCAGAUAAUUACCCAAGUCAUUUUCCUACAGCACUUGACAUAAGUGAAAGCCAGUAGCUACCCGGAGGAGUAUGAGCAUUUGGAAAUGGUUGGCAGCAAAGCAUUUGUGAUUAAUGGGCUAAAACUUGCAAACUCACCAGUGUGGUCCUUGAAGUUCAAGUUGACCGUUCACGCACCACUGGACUGUAGAAAUCUAGGAUGUUUAUUAAUAAUGCAAAUCAGAUUGUGUGUUCCUGUUUCAGAGGCACAGAAGCGGUAUUGCUUUGUGGGAGCGAGUGUGUGUCUGUGUGUGUGUGUGUGGGAGUGUAAAGAACAGAAACGGAACGAAUUGUUGGAAGUGAAGUUCUUACAAAUGAGUUUUCUUUUUUAAUUAAAAUGUUUUGACUCAUGAAAAUGCCUUGAGUUAUUAAUCAAUUUUUUGAACUUUCAGUUGUAAUAAAUU
Molecule: messenger RNA, 7394 nt
Organism: Monopterus albus (swamp eel)
Lineage: Eukaryota; Metazoa; Chordata; Actinopteri; Synbranchiformes; Synbranchidae
Product: E3 ubiquitin-protein ligase RBBP6-like
Exons: 20
Coding region: 1031-6271 (1746 amino acids)
Biological process (GO): protein ubiquitination; mRNA processing; ubiquitin-dependent protein catabolic process
Cellular component (GO): nucleus
Molecular function (GO): zinc ion binding; ubiquitin protein ligase activity; nucleic acid binding
Source: RefSeq, a predicted model, not a curated record